Molecule: messenger RNA, 1936 nt
Organism: Conger conger (European conger)
Lineage: Eukaryota; Metazoa; Chordata; Actinopteri; Anguilliformes; Congridae
Gene: txndc15
Product: thioredoxin domain containing 15
Exons: 5
Coding region: 350-1396 (348 amino acids)
Biological process (GO): cilium assembly
Cellular component (GO): cilium
Source: RefSeq, a predicted model, not a curated record
UAUUUACAUCACGUGAUCGGCAGAAUUCUGCUGUGCUGCGUUCCUGCUUCUUCCACGAGCGAAAGAUCGUCUAGAAUACAUUCUCUAUGAUAUACAUGGAUAUAAUUUUUAGAAAAGGGGACAAGCAUUUCCAUACAAAGCCAAAAGAAAAACAACCUUUGCCCUGGAAAUAGAUUGGUCAAGCAAAUGGUGACUCAAGCGAACUUAGCUAGCAGGCUUGGCUAGCGUAGCCUCCUUAUCUUAGUUGCCUAACAACUAUUGCUAGCUAGUACAGCGGGCUACAGAAUAUUCCUUUUUAGCCUGCUAGCUAUUAGUUAGAUGCAAGUGUUCGCUUGCUAGUAGUGCAAUUAUGGUGUGGUCAUCAAAUACAGUAGAAUUUAUCUGCACCCUGUGCUUCACUGCGUUCGUUAUUCAACUGGGUCGUGCUACAUCCGAAGAGAAGGAUGAAACAUCGGAGUUCCAUUUCUAUGAAGACCCUUACUUAAUAUCCGACACGGAAAACAGUCCUAACUUCGUCGGUAUGACAAACGACCCUGAGCCGCAGCAGAAGAUACAGUUUAAAACUGCGGAAAUCGCUGAUGCGGUCAUGGGAACCAGCCUACCUUCAGAUGCGCUCAACAUGGAGUCUCUUAUACCGAAAAAUAUCAAGGAUUUCCAAGGAGGCUUUUCUGCUCCGUGCGAGGAAGGAGAGAAAUGCGGUUCCCUUCUGACGGCAGUGACCGGCGAAGAGCCCGCAAAUGCCAAAGAAGAGAUUGUGCCGGUAACUCUGGGAAUGGUACACGUUGACAUGGCCGCUGAAGAGCAGAACUCCACCGAAUCCGCCAAGACAUACAAAGUGACCUGUGACAAAAGGAACAUCACGGGGAUCGAUAACUUCGCAGUGAUGAUCCUGAACGCGUCACAGGACUUGAUGGAUUUUUUAAAUGCGAACAGCACGGAGUGCUCCCUGGUGUUAUUCUACACGACCUGGUGCCAGUUCUCCGCCAAUCUCGCACCGCACUUCAACGCGUUGCCAAGGGUUUUUCCCAGCAUGCACUUCCUGGCCCUUGAUGCUUCCCAGCACAGCGGUCUCUCUACUAGGUUUGGGACGGUCGCGGUUCCCAACAUCCUCCUGUUUCAGGGCGUCAAGCCGAUGGCCCGGUUCAAUCAGACGGACCGAACGUUGGAGACGCUGACGUCUUUCAUCGCGAACCAGACCGGUUUCGAGGCGAACGCGGAUCAGAACGUGACCGAGGAGGACACCGCGGGCCCUCUUCCCAGCGUCCCUGUGAAAAGCAUCGACUGGCUGCUCGUCUUCUCGAUUCUGUUCAUAUCGGGGUUCACCAUUUACGCCGUGCUGCGCACAGACAGCAUACGGUGGCUUAUACCAGGGCAGGAACACGACCACCAAGACUAGUGCCAUAUUAACGCUCCCUGUUCGGGUUUUAGAAUCGGGGCUGGCGGAACGGUCCUGGGAUUUACUGUACGUAGGCUACUUACUUAGGUUGUUUCCAGGGCGAUUUUUAAUAAGUUGCACUUUUUCCAUUGUCGUUGAAGUAGCAGUUUCAGAAGCCGGGCGUCCACAGUUGUUUGCCUUGAAGACACCAAGACGGUUAAACCUUGGUUAAACUAAAUAAUGUGUUAAAUUAUUAAAAACACAGGUUACAUAAGUUACCAGAAAAAUGUGUGCAUAUAAAAUAACUGUGGCCUCGGAGGCCCAUUACUGUGAACGUUUGAGUCCUACUGCUGCUCAAUGAGCAGAUUACAGACUGCAGAGGCAGAGGAGGGCUCCGUGUUUUUUGAUGGGGUGAGCCCUGUUAGCCCUGUUCCAAAUUAUUCAAAUUCUACAACGUACUGUGACUUGGAUGUACAUUCAUUAUUUUUUGACUUAAAUUAAUUUAAAUUAAAGUGUAAAAUACAGUAUAAUAAAAUAAUAAAUCCCAUGCCUGGUUUUAAA